This is a messenger RNA of Cornus florida, 4730 nucleotides long. RefSeq lists its product as uncharacterized. Bases 444 to 3056 code for a protein of 870 amino acids. Lineage: Eukaryota; Viridiplantae; Streptophyta; Magnoliopsida; Cornales; Cornaceae. The transcript is spliced from 20 exons. The record is from RefSeq and is a predicted model, not a curated record.
AUGAAAAUACGCCGUAUUUCAGACGAGGAGUGGCUAAGAAAUGGCAUUUUGGCGGGGAAUCACGCCAGAAAGAAGAAGGGCACGGGGCUUUAGCUUUUCUUAAACUCCUGCUCGAGCUAGCUACUCGUCUAGCUCUGGUUCUUUCGAAGAAGACCUUGCUUGCUUGAUCCAUUGAAUGAUCAAACAAUUUGGCUUCUCUCCUACAUCUGGUCGCGACCGGCACGCCACCGACGUCAUUGUUGCUAUUGGACCUCUCUUCAUCUUCCAUCUACACUCUGCGUAUCAGGUCUCUCUCUCUCUCUCUAAGCCAUUGAUAUUCUCUCUAAAAUUCUACUUGUGGUUGUGUUGUUCUCUCGCAUCUUUGUAUUUCAGCGCACGAAUCUCUAUCACAUUUCAAGCUUCUUUCUCUGUCCUGGCUCUGUUGAAAGAUUGUAUCUCUCACAAUGUUACAAUGGAUGGGUGGAUCAAAGCGGAAAGUAACAACUUCAAGAAAGUCAACACAAAAGAGGCAAAAGCAAUAUUUUGAGCAAAGAAGACGACAACUACGACAGCAGCAGCAGACAAACGGGCUAGAAAGCUGUUCUGAUGUAAUGAACACAUGCAGUCAAUCUCAAAAAAAUAAUCGAUCACUUGAUAUCCUCAGUUUACUGAACUUGUCAACAGUUGCUGAAGAACGCAAUUCCAGUUUCCACAGUGAAAUGGAAAAUUUGGAUGGCAAUGGUUGGACGGUGAAUUACCACGUUGCAAAUUGUUCACCUCCAGUCCAGAGACUCCAGGCUGAUAGAGUCACUCCUGCAAGUACCACUGAAUUUAAAGAAACAAGAACUCCAUUGAUCUACCAAGAGGAAGUUGCAUGUCCAAAGAUGCUUCACAGGGCUGGUAAUCCUGAUUGUCAUAACAAAGCUUUAAAUGGGAAUGUUGACAAGCUGGAUCAAAGGAUGACUGCUAGAAAGCACCAGCAUUCCAUUCUUGAUUUACUUGGUGAUGAUGUACCAUGCAACAAUUCAGAAGGAGAAAAUGAAGCUCAUGUUGCAUUUUCACUGGAAGGUUUAGGUAAAGUGGAAUCAGAAACACCAGUCCAAUCACCGCAACAGCCUGGCAGAAUCUUUUCGUAUGGUUGCUCCAAGCCAUUGAACGCCACGAGGCAAGCUCUCCCAUCCAAGAACCAUAACAGUAUCCUGGAUGAUCUUGAAGUUGAAAUGGAUGUCAUAAUGCAAGACAUUGACAUGCCCUGUUUUCGCAGUUCUUUGGAGCAACCUUUCUUCUCAAGGGGUAUAACAGAUUCAUUUAGUAAAUCUAUCAAGAAGUUAUCCAACAAAAACAAGUCAUCACAACUCAAUGGCGCUGGAUGUGGAAUGAAUAAUUUUUUCGGUCAUGAAGAAAUCUUGUACAACAGGGAAGACAAAAAUGAUAAUAUAUUGAAUGCUAAGUCUAGAUUCCUAGAUGACGACUUCCUUGACGAGUCAGAGUACGAUUCAUCUUGGAAGAACUGGCCACAUCAAAUUAAUGGCAGAUCUUUAGAUUGUUUGAAUUUUGGAAAACAAGAGAUAUCAGAUUGUGCUUUUGACGGUCCCUAUAUAUCAAACAUUGCUUUUGACAAUCCUUAUAGACAAAAGAAAAGGGUUAGUGAGGAAGUGACUUGCAGAUCCAAUAUCUUAGCGUCACGUGCUACAUAUUCGAAGCACCAAAUGUCAGAAAAUGAUUUUGAUUUCAUAAUUCCAGAUGGGACAUGGUACUCUACAGUAGGAAAAAACUGUGAUGGUAGAGAUGUUACUAACAAACUAGCUUGGUCUUGCUUAAUGGAAGAUGCAAGAGAUAAUAUGAGCAUGCUGAGUGAAGAGUCAUGCUCGUCCAGUGCAGUAAGGGGCAAGGCAUCUGAGAAUCCACCAUCAAACUCAAUGACAAGACAAAACUCGAUAAGGCAUGGAAGUGAUCUUAGGAGCCCGACAAAUAAGUGCGGUGAGAAGAACACAUAUUACAAAGAAGCAUACCGAAAUAAUAUGGACAGUCCUCAGCAAGGGGAGGAUAUCAAUGGACCACAAAAGUUUAGGCAGAUUUCAAAUUCAUCAAGACCGGCCCAUUACUCACACACUAAUUUCCAGAAAGAAUUUGGACCACAUGACAGUUGGUUAUAUGAGGAAGGGUAUAAUUCUGUUGAUAUAAAAUCAGGUUUGAGUUCUUUCUGCCAAACUUCAGACACAAAAAAACGUGCAUCCUCAGGUUGCAAGCUUUCAUCUGAAGAUCUCUUUGGCGCAUUUCCUGUCCCCGAAUUACAUUUUAACGCUCAGUCACCUUUUGGAAGUUCCAAACAUAACAUUUCUGCCGAAUGUUCGCCUUGUGGCAGUUUUUUCUCUGAAAAACAUGCAUUCUGCCAACCAUUUAGUCCUGUGAACUCUAAUGAGACCCCUAUAUUCUCAAACAUUGGGUCCAGGCUGAGCAAGCCAAAUUUGUCUCCAGCCUCCAAUAUUGAAGGUGGAUGUCAAGAUUCAUUUCAUGUUUCUGCUUCUCACACAGAGAGAGAGUUUUCCAAUAUACCAGUGCAGGAAAGUGUUAGAAAAGAUUGGGAAAACAAAUCAGAAAUCCAGCCAACUGAAUGCAGAAAGUUCGAACAACAGAAAGAUAUUUGCACUGGGAGCAACGGCUUGUCGUCAGAAAAUAGAAAGCAAAUGGAUGAUGUGGAUUUUGAAGAGAAUAGCAGUGGUUGUGGGGAAGCAACAGAUAGAACUCCAGAAAUGACGGAGAGUAUAAAAGCAACAUGUUGUCCAGUAGAUGCAGAAGAGACAUCAUCAUCUGUGAAAAUCCCUGACAAAUGUGAGGCCAAUAUUGACAAAAAAAUAAAUCGCAAUGUUGCCCGCACUUCUCUUCCAUGUCAGAAUGGCUGUAGAGAGAUAGAAAACUCUGGGCCUAAAGGAAAGGUAGAUGGCAAAGGACAAAAUAAUAGUGUGGACCCAUCCUACCCCGUGAUGAUGCUUGAAAGCUAUGUUCUUCAACUUCUAUGUGUGCAGAAGGUACUGAAGGAUGCAUCUGCGCAGGACAUUAGUAAGAAGGUUAGAUGAUCCUGUUAGCAGGGGGGAAAAAAACAAAGGACAUGCGUUACUGUUGAGAAGUACACAAAUCUUUGUUUAGAGCAUUCUUUCAUCAACGGUUUAGUGGUAUAAUACAUCAUUUUGGUGGAGAUAAUAAGAUGAGUAGUUGAUCUAUAGUUUUGCAAUAUAAAUGGAAAAAUGAUUACCUUUAUAUUCAUAUAAUGCUGAUCAAUGUAAAUUGUUUCUCAUUUCUAAAAAAAGUUGCAUUACCUUGACCUUUGAGUAGGACGAUGCCCUGUAAUUCUCGGCAUGCAAUAAUCGGAAAUCGCCAAGUUUGCCUUCGAAUCCUGCAACCCAAAAAUAAUUAAUAAAGAAUCCUGCAUGUUCUGAAAGUUGUGAUUAGAGUUGAUAUUUGAUGUUGAAAAAACUUUUUAAAAGGAGGAAAUUGGGCUUUGCUUUUGUUUUAAGGAGAGCUAGGUAGGUUUUAACAGACCUUUCCAAGACCAAUGAAGUAGUGAUGAUCGUGCAUCAAUCCGUGACAUGUAUGAUACUAUAGGAAACAAUUAACACGUAUGAUUUCCGAGCGGUAGUAUUGAUUCUCAUGUCACCAGAAAGAUGACUUCUUUGAGACCACUGAAAUGGGUAGGUCCUUUUUUCUUCUUUUUUUUCAAGGUAAGCAAUGAAGAUCAUUUGGUUGCUUGGAAGACGUGAUAUAGCUGUCAUUGGGUUGGCAGGAUUUCUGGAAACUUUACCUAGUUCAAUACAGUUGUUAUUAAUGGUUCAGAUUAUAUGGUCAUUUCAUGUGGAAAAUAAUCUGCUGUUUCAACUCACUGGAAACUGUUUUUGUAAUGUUAGUACAUGGAACUCAAGAUUCUCAGGACAAGGUUGAAAAUAGGAAUAUUAUACAAACAGAAUUCCAUGAGCACAUCUUUAUUUCUUUCUUUUUCUAAUUGAAAAAUAGUCAAAUCCAUUAUACAUUCGCAAGCAACACAAUUAAAAGGAGUGUGGUAGAUUAGAUUGUAAUAGUCAACUAAAUAAAAGGAAUAAAGAACUUUAAAAGAAAAAGAAAAAAGAAAUAGAGAGGAAGAAAUCAAGAAAAACUAAUGAAGAAAGAAAUUUACCGAAAUAAAAAAAAAAAAUUAAGAAAGAAAGAGGACUAGAUGAAAACUAUACAUGAGGCUUGUAAUAAACUAUACAAGGUAGAAGAAAUUUAGCAUGUGUGUGUGUGUGUAUAGAGAAGGAAAGAGUAAUGAACCUGGAAUUGUGACAAUAUCGGGUCUUUGUGAUUUUUCUGGGUUAUUAGUAUAUGAUGAGUACUCACUCUCUCUCUCGUCUAUUGUUCUUUUCUUUUCUUUUUUUUUCUUUUUUUUUUUUUUUUUUUCCCCUACCCGUCUCGAAACCUGGACUUGGUGUUAAAGACCCUAAGCCACCAACACAAAAGUAGAAUGAUCUCUGUCAUCUAUUUUCCUUCCAAUAAAUCUCAGAGUAUUACGAUUGUUCAACAAGGUCAAGAUUUAUUACUUUGUGUAGGCCAUGUCUCACCCCUAAAAUCUAUGCAUCUAUGAUAUAACUAAUAGAGCAUAUCAGUUUCUUUCAAGUCAACGAUCUUUUUCAACUUUUUUUAUGACUACCUUUGAUUCUUUGAACUUUUGAUUUGCUUUUACCUUUUACUGUAGUUGUUUUUAGAGAGAAUAAUAUGUAUAU